GCUGCUGCGCCGGGUAUUUAUCAGAAGAGUCGUGACUGUCCCGUUUACACUGUUAGUUAGAUGAUCAGACGGUUCCUGUUUCACCCGGUUUUGCAUUCCAAGUCCGUGGCCUUCGAAUAGUUUACGCGAAGUGCCAUUUUUUUGACUCAUCAGUAAUAAUUAAUUUUGUAAAUUUCCUUUAUUUUUGUACACUAUUGUGUGAGAAAGAAUGUCGAGCGAAACCCCCGAAUACUCACCGUUCUUCGCAGUGAUGGGUGCCUCUGCGGCUAUGGUGUUCAGCGCCUUGGGAGCAGCCUAUGGCACAGCAAAAAGCGGCACAGGCAUUGCUGCCAUGUCUGUGAUGAGGCCAGAGCUCAUCAUGAAGUCUAUUAUCCCUGUUGUCAUGGCGGGUAUCAUAGCCAUCUACGGCCUGGUAGUAGCAGUGCUGAUUGCCAACAGCACCUCUGAGAAGAUCACACUUUUCAAGAGUUUCAUGCACCUCGGAGCUGGGCUGAGCGUGGGCCUCAGUGGGCUGGCAGCAGGCUUCGCUAUUGGCAUCGUGGGUGACGCAGGAGUGAGGGGCACAGCUCAACAGCCAAGGCUUUUUGUGGGCAUGAUCCUCAUCUUGAUUUUCGCUGAGGUCCUCGGCCUUUAUGGGCUCAUCGUUGCCCUUAUUCUCUCCACAAAAUAAAUUUCCAAACAUCUCCACUACAAGAUCAGUCCUUUACGUUGCUGCUGGAGGGAAACGUGUAAAAUGGGGGAAAAAAUGUUGGAAAAAUUUCUGCCAUGCAAGAUGAAAGAAGUGAAGGUGGAGGAAAAAAUUAAUUAAAAUGGCUCCACAAAUAUGGUCUUAUCUCAACAAUGUGUACAGUCGUCCCAGUUUGAUAGUCAACUUGUAAAUGCGCAAUGUAGUGAUUUGUCUGUCUUGUGUGUGUGUGUGCGCGUGCGUG
Messenger RNA from Melanotaenia boesemani (Boeseman's rainbowfish), 929 nucleotides. RefSeq names its product ATPase H+ transporting V0 subunit cb (gene atp6v0cb). NCBI's taxonomy places the organism in Eukaryota, Metazoa, Chordata, Actinopteri, Atheriniformes, Melanotaeniidae. Gene Ontology annotation, cellular component: proton-transporting V-type ATPase, V0 domain. Gene Ontology annotation, biological process: proton transmembrane transport. The transcript has 3 exons. Gene Ontology annotation, molecular function: proton-transporting ATPase activity, rotational mechanism. The record is from RefSeq and is a predicted model, not a curated record. Bases 209 to 670 code for a protein of 153 amino acids.